Messenger RNA from Ascochyta rabiei, 1953 nucleotides. Its product is annotated as calponin. The record is from RefSeq and is a predicted model, not a curated record. Gene Ontology annotation, molecular function: protein binding. The coding region runs from base 1 to 1953 and encodes 650 amino acids. Lineage: Eukaryota; Fungi; Ascomycota; Dothideomycetes; Pleosporales; Didymellaceae. The transcript has 2 exons.
AUGGCGUCUGUUACCAGCCUCGACCAGGACAUGAAGAACCUGCGCAUGGGGAGAUACACGCCGCAGGCUGCGAACGAGGUGCGCACGUGGAUCGAGCAGUCGCUGGGCGAGCGGCUGCCUGCGGGCGACCUCCUGGAUGCACUGAAAGAUGGGACGGUGCUGUGCAGGCUCGUCAACAUGGCGCUUCCUACCCCAAUCCGCUUCAAGAAGUCUGGCAUGCCAUUUAUCCAGAUGGAGAACAUCUCCCACUUCCUCAAGGCGUGCGAGAUGCCGCCGCUCAAUCUGCCCUCGCACGACCGCUUCCUCACCGUCGACCUCUAUGAGAGCAAAGAUCCGGCCCAGGUUCUGCAGUGCUUGACGGCCUUCUCGCGCGCCGCCAACCAGAUCAACGCGACCAGGUUUCCCUCGAGCAUAGGCCCAAAGCGUGGCGGCAGCGCCAUGAGCCCAACCACACCGUCGAGACCCGACUUCGCCAGGAGUCAUGGCUCGUCUACAUUCAACCCCAUGAAGCCUCCUCCAAACAAGCCAAAGCCGCUCAGUCCGUCGCGAACGGGUGGGAGCAAUGCCUCCAAGUCGUCAGCUGGCAUGCCUGUAUCGCCGCCCGGAGGUGUUAGUAGCUGGAGCAAAAAGGCUGACCAGGGCGUUACUUCGCCAGCAUGGAACAUUCACCAGUACGGCUACAUGGGCGGCGCAAGUCAGGGAAAUCAAGGUAUUGCAUUUGGUGCGCGGCGGCAGAUUACGAGUGCGGGACCCAAUGUGCCCAACAUGGCAGAGAAGGAGCGCAAACGGCGCGAGAAGGCUGAGGAGGAGGAAAGGCUGCGGGUUGCUGCAGAAGAAGCGGAGAAGCACCGCCUUGUUGAGCGCGAGGCAGAGGAGGAACGCCAACGGGCUGAAGAGGAACGAUUGUGGGAAGAGGAAUCGCGCAGGCAGCGUGAAGCAAAAGAACGGCGCCUCGAAGAGCAGAAGCGCGAGUGGGAAGAGCAGGAACGACAGUGGAAGAUGCAGGAGGAAGCCCGGCAGAACGAAGAGCGUGAAGCUCAAGAGGCCGCUGAGAAAGAGGCUCGACGGAAGCGUGCAGGCAGUGACGCCAGACUACGAGGCCAGUUUCUGAGCCAGUACCAGGCCGAGCAGAAACCACGCAGCCGGCGAAACAGCCAGAGCGACGACCACAACGACCGCAUAGCCGAGCUUGAGCGUCAACUUGAGGAAGCCAAAGAGCGUGAACGGCAAUACCAGCAGGAGCGUGAGAACCGCAAAGACCGUCAGCGAGGCGCCCGCUCCAAGUCCCGCACUCGCGAACGCUCAAAGAGUAGAUCACGCCCUCAACCACCACCCCGUGCGCCCUCUCCGCAAGAAAGCAACGUCUCUUGGGCCCAAGCAGACGACCGCGCCUACCUGCGUGACGCGUGGACAGCAAACCAGCGCGAGCCCGCGCGCUCAGUCCACACGCCAGAGCCAGCCUUCUCAUCAUCAACCUCAUCUCGCCCGCUUCCAGAGCCCACAUCACCAAGACCUCUGCCCGACCCCACGGCAUACAUGAGGUCAAGCCAAGGCGCCCAGAGCAGAACAGACCGCUACCUCGCCUCCAACCCGGCGCCCGCCCCUCCCAAGCCCUCGACCUACGCACCGCCCGAAUCCACCUCGACCAACGAGCAGCGCGCCGAAGACGCGCGCCGCAAAGCCGCGCAGCAAACCACAAAGGACCGCGGCUGGGCCUCCAAGUCCUUGCUCGAGAGGGAAAUGGAGCGCGAGCGCGAGCGCCAGAAGGAGUGGGAGCAGUCGCAGCGCGAGCUGCAGAGCGCCGCCAAGGACCCCACGGCCGGCGUGGGAGAGGGCCAGUCGUGGGACGUCAAUCAGUACGGCUACAUGGGCGGGGAUAGCCAGAAUCGGGGCGGGAUCAGCUUUGGUGGCAAGAGGCAGAUUUUGGGUCCCAGGCCUUUUGGGCCGAGAUAG